AUGGCCGACUCUUCUCUUCCCGCUACGCUGAACAGCGCCUUCACAGCACCCCUCAAAGACCAAUACGACCCGGUUCGCUUGGUAUCAAACAACAUCCUUCCUGUUCUCGGGUUGCCCCUGGCAAAGAAGGUUCUGGGCCACGAUGCUUCCAACAGCGAAUCACUAGCCAAAGUUUCUCAAUCUGAGAUCUCCUAUACAACCUUUGUCGCCGACCAAGCCCGCGCCGCCCUUCAGAACCCCCACGAUGACUCUACUAUCGAGCAAACACAGUCGCAGCUCCUGCACAUUGGUUUGGCAGCUCUUUUCAGCUUCCUACAGUCAAACGUUACCGGUCCACCUUUGGAAUUCAAUUCAGCUGAAAUAACCCUACCCGCUACCCUGAGAGGCGAUGUGCCAACCCUCCGAGCUGUUCGCGCCAAGAUCAUCCGGGAUCUUUCUGUCGAUGGAGAAGCGGCUUAUAAGCUGACCCCCAAUGCGGAGUUGUUCUCGGUUGCCAAGGCACUGCUUGUGGAUGCACAGAACGAGGGCUCAGUGGUUGCGAAGACUGCACGGAUGCGCGUAAACUUCCUCCACCAGAAGAUGCUUUCGGAGGUGACCAGCACCUUACAAGAUGUGAUAUACAAAGACCUCGAAGAAUUGGCCAAGGCGGAUCUCAACUCAAACGAACAGGGCGGAUUCCUGCUAGAGCGUGCUAUUAUCAACACACAUCACGGCUUUGAUGCCAAAGCCCGUGCUGAUCUUGACCAGGCAGCCCAGGUGCGGAACUUCGAGUUCGCCCUGACAGGACAGUUGGGAAAGCGGACAAAAUGGCAAGACCGGGAUAUCACUCAGCUUGUGGUUCUUGCAAAAAGCGCAGAUGAGAAAUCCAAGACUACACAGACACCCGCUUCUGGUCCUAAAAACCUUGAUUUGAAUGAUGAUACCCUCCUCGAAGCCAUCGCCUUUGCCGAUAAGAAAUCCUCAACCGUGUCUGAAGAGCUCUCUCCAGUUCUGCAGUCUAUUGAUGCUAAUGAUCAACCCAUUCUUAACCCUGUCGACUCGGCUAUCUUGCUCGCUUUGGCGUCUGCCAUCACCAAUACCGCUCCGGAGAACGGUCUUACCCGUGAGGAGACGCAACCAUACGCCACUCGUGUUUUGGAAGGUGGCAGUUCCAACUGGCAGAUUUAUACCCAAGCAUUGCUGGUUCGCAGUCGUGUUGAGGGCUUCCGUUCACGUACAGUUGAGCGGUCUGUGUUACAGAUGCAAGCUCUUGUUGAUCAGGUCAUUGCCGACACGGCAACCGAUGACUCGGCAGCCCAACAGCCCUCAUCGGAACCCACAACCUUCUUGCCCCGGCCAGAGAAAGACGAGUCAGCCUCUGCCUCUGACCGUUUGGAAUACAUUUGGAUCAUGAACUUUUCCACCCGUUGGGACCUUGAGGCCGAGCUGGCUAAACGCUGGGUCGACUUGGGUGGUCUCCGGACCGCGUUGGAAAUCUACGAGAGACUUCACAUGUGGGCCGAGGCAGCGCUCUGUUACGCCGCCACCGAUCGCGAGGCCAAGGCCAGGAGCAUGGUGCGACGCGAACUCUACGAACCUAAGGGCGAUGAUGAGGAUGACGAAAAUGAGCUGUUUGAAGGCCCAGAGCGCGCAAUUUUGCCUGCAGAUGCACCGCGUCUGUUCUGUAUUCUGGGAGACAUUGAUAAAGACGAAACGAUGUACGAGCGUGCUUGGGAGGUCUCGGGCCAGCGAUACGCUCGCGCUCAACGAUCUCUGGCACGUCAUUACUUGAGUCUUACACCGCCCGAGUUGGAGAAGGCUGAGGCUGCUUACCGGAAGAGUUUGCACAUCAAUCGUCUCAACGGCAGUGCGUGGUUUGCACUUGGGUGCGUCCAGCUUGAGCUUGAACGCUGGGGCGACGCCACCGAAUCAUUCACCCGUACCGUGCAGCUAGAUGAUACCGACGGAGAGGCAUGGAGUAACCUGGGAGCGUCCAUUUUGCGGUCAUCAGCUCCUGAGGAAGGACCUGAUGUCGCGACCAAUGACAGUGCCGAAGAAAAGGCCGCAAUCGAAAACGACCCCUAUAAACGCAAACGGGAAGCCUUGUCUGCUCUGCAACGUGCCGCUUCCCUGAAGCACACCGAUGCCCGGGUUUGGGAUAACGUGCUGACAGUGGCUGCAUCUAUCCCGGCCCCCGCCACACCAUUCCGCGAGGUCGUCACAGCCCAAAGGCGAAUCAUUGAGCUGCUCGGCACGAAGAAGGGCGAGAAAUGCAUUGAUAUUCCAAUUCUUGCCAUGCUCGUCGAUUUCCUCACAACAGCCUUUGAAUACAAGGACUUCCUAAUCGAAUCGGACUCCGGUCCUGUUUUCCGUUCCGGCACCAUCCCGGGCCAGAUCCUUUCCCUCAUCGAUGAUCACGUCGUUCCACUUAUUACCCACUCUUCUACAUUAUGGUUGAUCGUUGCCCGAGUUGAAAUGUUCCGCAGCCGCCCUAGCCGUGCCUUGGAAGCUCACGAGAAAGCAUGGCGUGCUACCGUUGCCGCUUCUGCCCAAGGUGCCUUCCAGAUGGGUGACGAAAAGCCUUGGCUCCAGAUUGUUCGUGCUACUGAGAAACUUGUCCAUGAGGGUUAUGCCAAGUACGGUCCCAUGGAACGUGAAGACCAGAAGGUGGAAGGUGAUGCCGAGCCAGAGAUGGUUGCCAGCGACUGGCGUUUCAAGGCCAGAAGUGCUGUACGUGGUAUCUUGGGCAAGGGCAAGGACUUCUGGGAGGAUUCGGAGGGCUGGACUCGUUUGAAGGAGCUGCAAAAUGAGGUCACUGGCAAUUAA
This is a messenger RNA of Penicillium pulvis, 2805 nucleotides long. Its product is annotated as tetratricopeptide repeat protein. The transcript has a single exon. The coding region runs from base 1 to 2805 and encodes 934 amino acids. NCBI's taxonomy places the organism in Eukaryota, Fungi, Ascomycota, Eurotiomycetes, Eurotiales, Aspergillaceae. The record is from RefSeq and is a predicted model, not a curated record. Gene Ontology annotation, molecular function: protein binding.